GGUGAAAUUUGGUGUCAUGUAACUGCACCAUGACUAACAUGUUUCCACUAUGCUCCUGACAGCAUCAAAUGUUUCCCAACUUCUGGCAAUUUUGGGUUUUUACAGCUUCCUAAAUCUGUUGGCAAACCUCAUAUUACAACCUCCCGUGAUUUAUUUGGAAAAUCUGUUUAAUCCCAUCAGCCCAACCAACGCACCAACCCCGACGAGAUGAUGUUAAACUACUUAUUCAUGGAAAUGUCCAUUGACUUGAAAGGCUAUCUGAAUCUUGAUUAAAAUCUCCCUAUGGACGAGGUAAUGACGGACCCAGGCCCUGUGGUGCCUUUCAAUGACCUCAAAACCGAACCAGACCCAAUAUUGACCUACCAGAAUAAAUACGACGAUCCCGCUCACGUCAUUGUCUUGGACAAUGGCUCAUACCAAUGUCGAGUGGGUUGGGAUGAUGGUGAGCAUCCUGCUUUGAUCUACAAGAACAUCAUGGCCCGAACUCGGAAGGAGAAAGGCAAGGAAUCCGAAUUGUGGGUGGCCAACGAUAUCCUCAAUAUCGAGGCCGUGCGGUUCAAUUUGAAGACGCCCUUUGACCGCAAUGUGGUCACGCAAUAUGAGACGCAGGAGGUCUUGUUGGACUAUGCCUUCCACCAUUUGGGCAUUCAAAGCGCCGAGGGCGUGGCCCAUCCCAUUCUCAUGACGGAACCCGUGGGCAAUCCCAAUAAAUGUCGAGAAAUGAUGAAUGAGUUGCUGUUUGAAUGCUACAACAUCCCCCAGAUCGCCUAUGGAGUGGACUCUCUGUUCAGUUUCCACAAGAAUGCUCAGACUCGAGGUUGGCCGGAAACGGCCUUGAUGAUUGGCGGAGGUUUCCAUACCAUCCAUUUCAUUCCCCUCAUUAAAGGUCAAAUAUCGUGGUCGGGGGUCCGCCGAUUGAACAUUGGCGGGUUUCACUUGACCAACUUCCUUCAUAGGGGAUUGCAGCUCAAGUACUCGGCUCAUGUCAAUAACGUCACGAUCAGCCGCAGUGAGGAGAUCCUUCAAAACCAAUGUCAUCUGGUAAACGAAUAUUUACCUGAGCUUCGAAAAUGGUCGGAUCCAAAUUACUAUGAGCAAAAUGUGCGCCGAAUGCAACUUCCAUUCGUUCCAAAUGCUCGACCCCCUCCAGUUGAUCCUGAAGUCCUCAAAGCUCGACGUCAAGAACUAGCCAAGCGAUUGGUGGAAAUGAACCAAAAAAAACGGAGCGAAAAACUUCAAGCCGACCUUAUUCUUAUGAAAUCAUUGAAAACGGCCAAGACUUUGCAUGAGCAAGGUUACGAUGAAAAGGUCCGUCAGAUUUUAGCUCGGUUUGAGAUCUCUGUGAAAAAUCCGAAAACUGAUUUGGACCAAAUUAUGGAAGGGGUCAAGGUUCGGAUUGACAAAGCUAGAGCAGCCUUGACCAAGAAGCCCGAGGUUGAGAAAGAGGAGCCAGAGGUCAAGAAACGUCGGGAGAAUAUGAAUGAAACCGAGAGGAAUGAGUUCGACCAUUGGAUGAACACGAUCAAGGAGCAAAGAGAGAAUCUCAUUGAAAAACGGGCUGCCCGAAAGCAUAAAAAGGAUCAAUUGGCCAAACGUCGAACUGCGGCCUCUCAAGAGAGAAUGCGGAUCAUUUCUCAAUUGGCCAAGCAUUCCAAAAAGGAUGACGAUUUUGGUGUCAAUGACGACGAUUGGGACGUUUACAAGAAGAUCAGCAAGGAUGCUGGAGAUUCUGAUUCUGAGGAGGAACAAGAGAAGUUACUGGAAUACGAAAAUGUCCUGAAGGAGAACGAUCCCGAUUUUGUUUUGGAUGGGGACAAUGAAGUCUCCCAUGACUCCAAAGAAUGGUAUCAACUCCACAUUGCCACCGAGAGAAUACGGAUUCCCGAAGUCCUUUUUCAACCGUCAAUCAUUGGCCAUGACCAAGCCGGGAUCUCGGAGACCCUGGAGUUCAUUCUCACCAAAUACGACGCUCAAACCCAAUCCGAAUUAGUAGCCAAUGUGUUCUUAACCGGUUCUCUCAUGCAAAUCCCCGGCUUCAAAUCUCGACUCGAGACGGAUUUGAGGGAAAUGCGGCCUUUUCAAUCGGCCUUUGAAGUUCGAGUGGCCGACCAUCCGGCAUUCGAUGCCUGGACAGGAGCAGCAAAGUUCGUUCAAGAUCAUAAGAAAAGUGGCACAAUGGAUCAAGUGUUCAUGAGCAAAGCCGAGUACCAAGAAAAUGGAACCGAAUACUUCAAAUGCCAUUCGUGUUCCAAUGCGUUUACCAAAACCCCUGACGAGAUCUUCGCCGAACAACCCACUUAGUUAUGUUUACUGUGUCCUUGAUUUUUGGUUUUAAAUUUAAUAAAAGUUCAAGUCGAGGGAUUGCUUGCGUUAAUCUCUUUCAAGAUGUAUUUAUUUGCUCAGAAAGAGAUGGGAUUGUUAACUGGUCAGCUAACUUCAACUUAACAUUGCGGCUAAGUGACGCUAAGAAUCUGGGAGUGGUAUACUCCAAAACGGAGAAAGUUGUCACCUGCCCAAACUGGUUUCCUUGGUUUGCACAGUUAGUUGAAGCUCUGAAAUCAUGUUAUUCGGUCUCAUGCUAGUGGUAUGUUGCUGGUUUUCACGGGGUUUGUGUGACCUCGAACCAUCCUGGAUACCUUUGGAAAGCAAUGUGAUCGUUGGAUUGAGAGGUGUGGCCGCUUUCAGUGACGAUGUGGCUUGGGCCAGUGGAUCAAGUGGGACAGUUCUUCGGACUGUCAAUGGAGGCGACACGUGGGAGAAACUUCCAAGUCCUCCUGGAGCUGAAAACGCAGACUUUCGGGAUAUUGAGGUCGGUCCUGAUGGCGAAUCAGCAAUUGUGAUGGCUGCCGGCAAUCCUGCCGUGUUCUACUUGUUUAGAGAUUCAAAAUGGGAGCAGAUAUUUUACCAGAAUACAAGUGGAACCUUCUUUGACGCUUUUGACUUCUGGACCAAUCCCAGUGAGGAUUACCAGCAUAAUGGAUUUGCAUUUGGUGAUCCUGUCAAUGGAAAAUUGCAAUUCUUGACUUCCAAACAAUUUGGCGGCGAAUGGGAAAAAUGGGAUGUCAACGUUGAUGUGGGACCAGACAUUGGCGGAUUUGCAGCAAGUGGAACCUGCCUUAGGACGGUGGAUCCCGAUUCCGUUUUUAUUGGGUUAGGAAACAGUAAGGCGUUAAUCCUAGCCUCUCACGAUCGUGGAACAACAUGGACAUUGGUGGAAACCGGAAUUCAGCAUGGGACAGACCGAUCUGGCGUGUUUUCAAUGGACUUCCUUGAUCCUCUCCAUGGAAUUGCAGUGGGUGGAGACUUUAACGGAGCCCUGUUUACCACAGAAGAGAAUGCGGCUAUAACUGAAGAUGGAGGAAUCACUUGGGAUCUUUUGGAUCCCGAAAUCAACCCUAGAGGAUAUCGAUCUUCCGUUGCAUACGUGGGAAAAAAUCUGGUAAUUGCUUGCGGAAAAGAAGGGUGCGACAACGCCAAUGCCUCGGAUUACGUUUUCAAGCCCAUGAUUGGAGAAGGUUACUACUCAGUAUCGGCGAGUCCAUCUGGCAACACUGCAUACGCCUCGGGCCCAGACGGCCGAUUAGCUCGUUUAAGUUUGGCGUAACCCAUUGAAUACAAAUUUAUUGUAUUGUU
Molecule: messenger RNA, 3633 nt
Organism: Tigriopus californicus
Lineage: Eukaryota; Metazoa; Arthropoda; Copepoda; Harpacticoida; Harpacticidae
Gene: Arp5
Product: actin-related protein 5-like
Exons: 11
Coding region: 283-2301 (672 amino acids)
Biological process (GO): regulation of DNA-templated transcription
Cellular component (GO): Ino80 complex; cytoplasm
Source: RefSeq, a predicted model, not a curated record